Messenger RNA from Syngnathoides biaculeatus (alligator pipefish), 6625 nucleotides. It is a transcript of the gene adam22, whose product is annotated as ADAM metallopeptidase domain 22. Gene Ontology annotation, biological process: proteolysis. NCBI's taxonomy places the organism in Eukaryota, Metazoa, Chordata, Actinopteri, Syngnathiformes, Syngnathidae. The coding region runs from base 184 to 3021 and encodes 945 amino acids. Gene Ontology annotation, cellular component: postsynaptic density membrane. The record is from RefSeq and is a predicted model, not a curated record. Gene Ontology annotation, molecular function: metalloendopeptidase activity. The transcript has 31 exons.
GUCUCGGUGCGCUAAGACGCGUUCGGCGUUUAGUCUCGUCCGGACCUCAGAUGGCCUCCGAUCACACGAGCUGCACGAAGCACAGCGGGAAGCUCGGCUCCAUCGUUCCCUAGCGAAGGCCAUCGUGGAUUUUACCGCAUUGUUUUGCCAUUCCCAUCCAGAGACGUAGCGAGGAAGAAGAAGAUGAUGAUGAUGCGCGCACCAUGGUGGAUUUCCCUUUUGUGCGUCUGUGGUUUGAUGCACGCCGGUCACCAGAGUACCCCCCAUUCCCCGAAUGGUGCCGCCUCGUCGAAUGUCAACACGCCUCGUAAAGGAGGCAGCACGGUGCCCGUCCGCCUGCUCUACAGCAGACACAACCAUAGCAUGAUCGGCCACCACGAGCUUAGGACCCGUGUCAGAGGCAGUCCCGAAUCCGAACAGGUGAACCAUGUAGCCCAGGCCAGCUUUCAAGUGGAGGCUUUUGGCAGGAAGUUCAUCUUGGACGUGGAGCUCAAUCAUGAUCUGCUGUCUUCAGAGUACGUGGAAAAGCAUUUGUCAGAGAAAGGGAAGACAGUCGUCACUGCUGGAGGAGAGCACUGCUACUACCAGGGGAAAGUCAGAAACAUUCCUCACUCCUUCGCAGCGCUGUCGACUUGUCAUGGCCUACAUGGGAUGUUUUUCGAUGGCAAUCACACAUAUCUGAUUGAACCUGGAGGAGAGGGCGGCGGUAACCACGGCGAUGUUCACUUGAUUUACAAAUCCGGAGGACCAGAUGAACUUCAUGACUUUCCCCGUGGUAACCAUCGUGAGCCACCCUUUCCCAGUCCUCCUUUUCCUGGCGCAAGAAUUGUUCACAGGAGAAAGAAGAGACAGGCUCCACACAUGUCCCGAAGUGUGGAAGAUGAGAUCAAAUACAUUGAACUGAUGGUCAUCAAUGACCAUUUAAUGUACAAGAAGCAUCGUCUCUCCGUUGGCCACACCAAUAACUAUGCUAAGUCAGUGGUCAAUAUGGCUGACAUGAUUUUCAAGGAACAGCUAAAUACUCGUAUUGUGCUGGUUGCCAUGGAAACAUGGUCCGCUGACAACAAAUUCAACAUCGACGACGACCCCAUGGUGACCCUGAAGGAGUUCAUGAAGUACCGCAAAGAUUUCAUCAAGGAGCGAUGUGACUCCGUGCACCUCUUUUCAGGGAACCGUUUUCACAGCAGCUGGGGUGGUGCUUCCUACAUGGGGGGUGUUUGCUCCCUCACCAAAGGGGGAGGUGUCAACGAGUACGGGAAAACAGAUGAGAUGGCCAUAACUCUGGCUCAGUCCCUGGGGCAGAACAUUGGCAUCUUCUCUGACAAGAAAAGAAUCCUUAAUGGAGAGUGCAAGUGUGAUGAUCGUUGGUCAGGCUGCAUCAUGGAUGAUGUUGGCUUCUACCUGCCCAAGAGGUUUUCUGACUGCAACGUGGAGGAAUAUUACAACUUCCUAAACAGUGGUGGAGGAACCUGUCUGUUCAACCAACCCCUCAAGCUGCUGGACCCUCCUGAUUGUGGUAACGGCUUUGUGGACGCAGGGGAGGAGUGCGAUUGUGGCAGCCCGGCGGAGUGUGCGAAAGAGGGAGAGAACUGCUGUAAAAUGUGCACCCUGACUCAAGGCUCGAAUUGUAGCAACGGACUUUGCUGCAACAACUGCCAGAUGGAAUUCUUGGGGGUCGUGUGCCGGGAUGCGGUAAACGACUGUGACAUCCCGGAAAACUGCAUGGGAAACUCCAGCCAGUGUCCACCAAAUGUGCAUAAGAUGGAUGGUUACACGUGUGAAAAAGACCAAGGUCGCUGUUUUAACGGGCGAUGCAAAACCAAAGACAAGCAGUGCAAGUACAUUUGGGGAGAGAAGGCCACAGCGGCUGACAAGUUCUGUUACGAAAAGCUCAACAUCGAGGGCACCGAAAAGGGCAACUGUGGGAAGGACCGGGACACCUGGAUCCAAUGUAACAAGCAGGACGUUCACUGCGGUUACCUGCUGUGCUCCAACAUCUCACCUGCCCCACGACUCGGAGAACUACACGGAGGCCUCACCUCCUUCUCGGUGGCCAGACACAGCGCAUCUCUGGACUGCAGUGGUGCUCACGUGUUGAUCGAUGGAGACACCGACCUUGGCUAUGUGGAGGACGGAACGGCCUGCGGGACAGACCGCAUCUGUUUCAACCACAAAUGUCUCCCCAUUCAGCAGUUCAACUUCAGCACCUGCCCCGGGACCACAGACAAAAGCAUCUGCUCGGGACAUGGGGUGUGCAACAAUGAGCUGAAGUGCGUGUGUUUCCUGGGCUGGGCCGGAGAGGACUGUAACUCCACGUCGCCUCUCAGCUAUCUUGUGGUGGGACCCACAGCCUCCGUUUCAGGCAUAACCAGUACAAACAUCAUCAUCUGUGCCAUCGUUGGCUCCAUCCUCUUCCUCGCUCUCAUACUGGCUGUGACGGCUUGGUGCUACAAGAGCUACAAGCAGAGACGCUACGUGGAGUCUGAAGUUCACCGAAGAUUCUGCCGACAAAUGCCGCCAGGCGACUACGUGACGAAGCCGAGCGACGCCGACUCCUUUUACAGUGACAUGCCGCCCGGUGUGAGCACCAACUCGGGCUGCAGCUCCAAGAAGAGGUCAGCGUGUCUGUCGCAUCUUCAGAUUUGCGCGCUGUCCUUCACUCCCUCCAUCCCAUCCAUCACUCAGAACAUCUCACUGUUUGGCUUCAGAUCUAAUGGCCUGUCCCACUCAUGGAGCGAGAGAAUCCCAGACGCCAAACACAUCUCAGACAUCUGUGAGAACGGGCGGCCGAGGAGCAACUCGUGGCAAGGAAACAUGAGCGGACACCGCAAGAAACUGAAAGGAAAGAAGUUCCGUGCUCGCUCAAACUCCACUGAGACCCUUUCACCCGCCAAGUCUCCCACUUCCUCGACAGGAUCUAUCGCAUCGAGCAGGAGAUACCCUUACCCCAUGCCCCCUCUGCCCGAUGACCAGAGGAAAGCAAACAGGCAAAGCGCGAGGCUGUGGGAGACAUCGAUAUAAGGGCCAGAGAAAAACAUCACUUCACAGGAUAAAAAUGUACUAACGCACACAACAAGGAAACAAAAUGGGACUCUGAACGUCGACCGGGACGAGCGAUAAGCAUCUCGUCAUUCAAGAUGCCGGAUGAAGCACGACUGGCGCAGAACUGCAACUAGUCACCCCAGCCCCCAAAACCUUGAGCCAUCCUUUCCAAAUCCACCUUUUUUUGUGUGUGGUCCAGACAUCCAGGCUGCAUCUGUGGAUCUAGUGCAGCGUUUGUGGGUACAAAGACUAAAUGCAUGGAGGAGCGCCAAAGGACACUUUUGGACACAACGCAUGCGAGGGGGGCACGCAUUUUCACGUCUCUCUCUCUCUCGCUCUCUCCAAUAUAACUGACAAUAUUGCAUCACUCAUAAGAAGGGAAAAUGAAAACGCACUCUCACUGUAUGUAUGUUGUAUACAUAAGUAAAGCAAAUUGUACUCAUUUGAAUUACUGUAAGACCACUAAUAGCUUCAAUGUCCAUUCACUACAGAAUGUACAGACAUAUUUUGCCCAUUAUGGAUGGGUGGGGGGCAUUUUGACCAGAUGUUUUCAAACAUCAGGGGAGAAUUUUUUUUCCAUAAUCCUUUUGAAUGGCAAUUAAAUGUGUACCUGUUAAUGCCCCAGGAAUUAAAAAAAACUGCCCAUUUUUAGAGAAAGUGUAGUAAUGUCACGAGAAUAAGGUCUUAUUUUUCCCAUAUACAAUUUUCACAUCAGUUUAUAUGUUUAGCAAGGGAAGAAAGUCAGAUUUUAACAAGUGUGCUGUAUUUAAAAAAACAGAAUUCCCAUUCUCGUAAUAUUGGUCAUUUUCUUCUGUCACCUUUAUUCUGAAAAAAAAAAAAAAAAAAAAAGCAUAUAUUCUCACAAAAUAUAUGCUCUUUUUGUUCUCUUUUAAAAAGCCUUUGUUCCAGUAAUAAUGUGCCUUUUCCAGAGAUUUUAAUUGGGCCAAAUUUGUGUUUUACUGGUACACAUAUGUAUGUAUAUCUACUUUUUAUCAUGAUACAAUAUACUAAUUUAUUGCAAAUCAUUUAGCAGGCCCCAAGUUACAGCUGACCGAGCCCCAGUUUGAGAAGCACUGAUUUUGUCACCCUCAAAAGGUCGCCGUCGUGCAUCAUCACUUCGACCCCUUGCCUGAGAGCCCCUCCCCUUUCACAAUUACAGCAGAUAACUUGCACGGUCCGGGUAUCAAGUGGGGUACACGUACGCAUUUUUAACGUUGUUAAACCCAUUUUUGCAUCUCUCUCUCUCAGCAAAUGAUAAAGUUGGACCGUGUAGGAAGGUGGAAAACCCAAGUUGAAGUGGGAGGAGUCACACAUGUCGACAAGUGGUCUUAAGGUUCAUAUUUAUGUUUAUAAAUGUAAUUUGUGUUCCUGCUCUUGUAACAGCUGUUGGUUGUUGUCUUACAUCAUGUCACACAAUUGAUCAUCUCAACCGAUUUUGAGAGACUUGAAAUAUGAUGAAGAUAAAUGCAGACCACACACCACGUGUGACCGCAAAAAUCACGUCCCCUCAACUGAUGUGUGCCGUCGUACUGAGGCUGACCUUUUAGAGGCAGCGGGGUUCUAGAUACAAAAGAAAAGAGUGUUACUAGAAGCAGGAAUAGAAGAACCAAGGCUGCAUUUUGCCAGAAGUUAGCUGGGAUAGGCUCCAGUCCUCCCAUAACCCUUGUGAGGGUAAGCAGCUUGCAUAGUGGAUGGAUGGAUGGAUGGAUGGAAGGAAGGCUAACUGUUGGCUUAUGUGGCCACUAAACUGCACUUGAAAACUUUUGCCAUUUUGCAUUGUGGUGACUACACUCUACACACACAUUGACCACACACAAGGAUUUGUCGUUGUAAAUAUUGAACAUGUUUAACAGUUACAAUGAUCAAAGAGGUCAAGUUACUCUUAAACAAACCAAACCACAGGAUAAUCCCUCUGGUUAACCUUUCUGAGCCGUAGCGAGAAAAUGCUCAAAUUUGCCCUUGCCCGCUUGAGUCUUGGGGUGCGAGUAACCUUUCACUCAAAUAUUUCUGGGUAGAUUGUCAGUCAUCCAGUUUUUGGUAACCUGCAAAGGAUGAAUCAAGACGAUGGACAGUUGUUGUUUCAACCCAAAAGGCCUCUUCAGUUCCAAAUUUUGAUUGUAGAUUGGGCUGGGUGUGUUCCUUCCUAAGCAACAUUGCUUACAUUUGGCAUUGCAGUGAGGAGUGCAAUGCCCUCUACAUUGGCAGCCCCUCCACAGGCGCAUGGUGCAACAUUGACGAGAAAAAAGGGGGCAUUCCUUUCAAGAAAACACCAUCCAAAUUUGGGAUAGGGAGGACCGGAGGUUUGAAAAAGGUGGAAAUGGAGCCCGAAAACCGUGGGAGGAGGCGUGAGACAUCACCUGUCAUUUGCCAAUAACAACGUACUUGCAUGCCCCCCAAGAAAGCAUGCACGAUGCUGCUUUUACUAACCACACUGGACAUCAAAAACCCAUUGCUGACCACCCCCAACAAGGCAUAAAUGGGGGACUCCACAGCUAAAAGGUAGAACUGAUGAACCCAUUUGGAUAAAAGAUGAAGUGGCUUCAGCAAACUACAACAGUCCAGUUUCCUUUGCGGACUUUCUCCUAAAGUUUGCUAAAUUUAAUUGAAAACACUAUCAAAGAAUUACUGAAAAUGAUUGUUGUUUCAAUAACCAUUCUUCUGAGGUCUAUUUUUUAAAAUGACACAGCGGGCCCGGAUGGAACACUCUUUGGCCCCCCGGGGGUUCCCCUUGCGAGAACCAACAAACGGGAUGAUAGUUUCUCCCAAGUUGUUCUUGCACUCAACGUUCUUUGCUUGACUUUUGUUGUCUUUAAAGGCUGAUGAUGAGAUCCAAAAAGGUAAUUUAAAAAAAAAAAAAAAAAAAAAAAAGAAUUGGUUUGGUAUUUCAAAGCAGGUAUUUUAGGAAACAAACCAUUUUAUUCUUUGUACAGUUAAUUGUGUCAUUUAGUUUUGCACAUUUGUAAUUCACGUCUGUAUUAGGCUUUAGCGUUAAGAAUAUGAAUGGCACCCUACUUGAUUGAUAUCGCGACCACUGUAGUAUAUUUUUGAUUAAGUAUCUUUGUAUUUGUUGGCAUUAUGUACAGGGCAGCAGCUCACUCAGUAAUGAAGUGCUUCAUUGUAUUUCCGUGUUGAUGACUUUGACAUUUCUAUUUUGCGUUUAUUGUCAGACGGGUCAAGCCCCUUAAUGCUUGUUGUUGACCAGGAUUGAGAUUUGCCUUCACCAGACCUCUUCAGCCGCCUCACAACCUUUGAAUAUUGUUAACAAUAACGAUGAUGAUGAUAAUAAUAAUGCAAUGCAUUCAGUGAGUUGUGUUUGUCUUGAUGUCAUGGACAAAACUUCAUCGUGAAUUUCUGUCUGCUGUGACAGACACGAGCAGGACGGACGUGUCUGCCCUUUGAAUGUAUUCAUGCAGAAUCCCAACGAUCAAUACUUCAUAUCAUUGAAAAGGAAUUCUCACCAUACAAACAAACUUGUCUUCUGUUUGUAAAGGAUUACUAUUGCCCGUAUGCUGUACAGACUGAUGAUGCAAAAAUCAAACCCCUUAUUUUUUCCUCCUAAUUACUCGAUAUUGUAAUAUUUCAU